Molecule: messenger RNA, 3222 nt
Organism: Phyllotreta striolata
Lineage: Eukaryota; Metazoa; Arthropoda; Insecta; Coleoptera; Chrysomelidae
Source: the annotation of a GenBank genome assembly
AUGAGAUUCGAUGGGAAUCCAAACGAACGAACGAUUUUGUUUAAAACAGUAAUCAUGCGAACGACAUUAAUACUACUGCUGGUUCUAGCCGGCUUUAUCGGAGCCUCUAUCGCUCAAUCCGACCCUUUAAUCCAAGAUGCAGCUGCUUCAGCAGCGUUAGACCCGAACAAAGAAGUAGAAAAUUCCACCGAAGCCCCCAUUGAUGAGCAAACCGAAGCAGUUACCGACUCUAAUGGAGCUCUAGAUGAGAACGAGAGCACUACCGAAGACUCAAUAGAUGUUACCACUGAUACAAGCAUUGAUGAUGGUAAUAACAACCGAAACGAUGCUCAACUUAGCACCGAAAUUCCGGAGAGCAGCCGCAAUGCUGAUGGUGCUCAAAGCGAUGGAAAUAAUGAUGCGAAUAAUGCAGGAAAUGCACCUCAAAGUGAUGCUGGUGCUGCUGUAACAACUGAUACACCGGCUGAUGGUGCUCAAGAUAAUGCAGGAAAUAGUAAUAAUGGUGCAAAUGAUGCAAAUAAUGCAGGAAAUGCAUCUCAAGGUGAUGCUAAUGCUGCUGUUACAACUGAUACACCGGCUGAUGGUGCUCAAGAUAAUGCAGAGAAUGGUAAUAAUGCUGGAAAUGAUGCAGGUGCGGACAAUGCAGGAAGUGAUGGUACUCAAGAUAAUACUAAUAUUGAUGGAAAUGCACCAGCUGAUGCUCAAGGUGAUGCUAAUGCUGCUGUUACAACUGAUACACCGGCUGAUGGUGCUCAAGGUAAUGCUAAUGAUGCUGAAAAUGGUAAUAAUGCUGCAAAUGAUGGAAGCAAUGCAGGUGCUGCUGAUAAUACACAAGGUGAUGGUACUCAAGAUAACGCUAACAAUGCAGCAAAUGAUGCAAGCAAUGCAGGUUCCACUGAUAAUGCUCAAGCUGAUGGUACUCAAGACAACACUAACAAUGCUGAAAAUGGUAAUAAUGCUGCAAAUGAUGCAAGCAAUGCUGGUGCUACAGACAAUACACAAGGAGAUGGUUCUCAGGAUAAUGCUAACAAUGCUGAUAAUGGAAACAAUGCUGCAAAUGAUGCAAGCAAUGCAGGUUCCACUGAUAAUGCUCAAGCUGAUGGUACUCAAGACAACACUAACAAUGCUGAAAAUGGUAACAACGCACAAAAUGAUGCAAAUAAUGCAGCUGCAGAUACUGCACAAGGUGAUGGUACACAAGAUAGCACUAAUAACGCUAAUAAUGCACCAGCUGGUGGUCAGUGUGGUGCCAAAAAGCCUGGUACUACUGAUAAUACACAAGCUGAUAGUGCGCAAGGUAACGCAAACAAUGCAGAAAAUUGUAAUAAUGCUGCAAAUGAUGCAAACAAUGCAGGUGCUGAUGCACAAGCUGAUGGUACUCAAGAUAAUACGGCAAAUGAUGGAAAUAAUGCAGGUUCCACUGAUAAUGCACAAGCUGAUGGUACUCAGGACAAUGCAAACAAUGCUGAUAAUGGAAACAAUGCUGCAAAUGAUGCAAACAAUGCAGGUGCUUCAGAUAAUACACAAGGAGAUGGUACUCAGGAUAAUGCAAACAACGCUGAAAAUGGCAACAAUGCUGCAAAUGAUGCAAACAAUGCAGGUUCCGCUGAUAAUGCACAAGCUGAUGGUACUCAGGAUAAUGCAAACAACGCUGAAAAUGGCAACAAUGCUGCAAAUGAUGCAAACAAUGCAGGUUCCGCUGAUAAUGCACAAGCUGAUGGUACUCAGGAUAAUGCAAACAAUGCUGAAAAUGGUAACAAUGCAGCAAAUGAUGGAAGCAAUGCAGGUUCUGCUGAUAAUACACAAGGUGAUGGUACUCAAGAUAAUACUAACAACGCAGAAAAUAACGAUGCACAAGGUACAGAUAACGAAAAUAAUCAACAAAAUGACGCCCAAAAUGGCGAAACAUCCAACAACACUCAAGACGGUGGAAACCAAGAUGGUACCAACAAUCAAAACGAGGAAAACAAUGGUGCAGAUAACGCCCAAAAUGAUGCAAAUAACUCAAACAAUGAUGGUACCGACAGCAACGCUCAAAAUAAUGAUGCACAAAACGGCAACGCUGGAGAAAACUCUCAAAAUGAUGGUAGCUUAGACAACAACCCAGAUAAUUCCCAGAACCAAAACAACAAUGAAAACCCAUCCAAUCCCGACAACAAUCAAAACUCAAUAGAAGACAACAACACCAAAGAGGAUGAUAAUAAUACCAAAGAAGAUACAGACAACAACACCAAAGAGGAUGAUAAUAAUACAAAAGAAGAAACAGAUAACAAUACCAAGGAAGAGAAUGAUACAAAAGAAGAUACAGAUAACAACACCAAAGAAGAGAAUGAUACAAAAGAAGAUACAGAUAACAACACCAAAGAGGAUGAUAACAACACAAAAGAAGAUGUAGAUAACAACACCAAAGAGGAUGAAAAUAAUACUAAAGAAGAAACAGAUAACAAUACCAAGGAAGAGAAUGAUACAAAAGAAGAUACAGACAACAACACCAAAGAGGAUGAUAAUAAUACAAAGGAAGAAACAGAUAACAACACCAAAGAAGAUAAUGAUACUAAAGAAGAUAAAGAUAAUAACACCAAAGAAGAAGAUAACGAUAACGACAAGGAUUCUAAGGAAACGAACAGCGCCGAAGAGAAUUGGAAGAAACAAAUCGCGGAGAUAAUCAAAAAACAAGAGGAACAAAGAAAGAAGGCGCAAGAAAGACUCGAAAAGGAAAAGAAAAGGGAAGAGGAGAGACGUAAGAAACAACAGGAAGAAUUAGAAAAGCAACAACAGAAGGAACAAGAACGAAUCGAAAAGGAAAAGAAACGGGAAGAGGAGCGAAGGAAGAAGCAACAGGAGGAAUUAGAAAAGCGGUUAAAGAAGGAAGAGGAGAAGCGCAAGAAGGAGGAGGAGAGGAGAGAAAAGGAGGCCGAAAAGAGGCAAAAAGAAUUAGAAAAGAAACGAGAGGAGGAAGAAAAACGACGUAAAGAAGAAGAGGAGAGAAAACAGAAAGAAAACAGCGAUGAAGACAGCGAUGAAAACGAUGAUGAUGAUGCACCCGAGUGGAUUAAAAUUCUAAAACGAAAACUCGAAGCUAGAAAAGCUUACAUAGAGCAAAUCAAGAAGAAAUAUGGAAUGGACAUCCCUUGUGAUGGGGAGGUUUGCAGAUUAGGGUGUGUUAUCGAUGGAAAACAUUCUGGUUAUUGUCAAAGAAGAAGCCAAUGUAGAUGUGUUUAG